AUGAAUGUUCAACCAAAGGUUGUCACUCAGCCACAGGUGGUGGCGACCCAGCCCAAGACAAACAAUUGGCAAACGGAUGUAUGUGACUGCUUUAGCGAUUGUGGAGUCUGUCUCUGUGGAAUGUUCUGCUUCCAUUGUUUGUCAUGCCAGGUUGCUACAGCUAUGAAUGAAUGUUGUUGCUGUGGUGCAACUGUGGCCAUGCGAGCUGUCUACAGGACAAAAUACAAUAUCCCUGGAUCCAUCUGUGGGGAUACCUUCAUUGUGGGGUGUUUGCCUGCUUGUUCUCUCUGCCAAGUCCAGAGAGAUAUCAAAAAAAGGAAAGAAAUGGGGAUAUUCUAGAAGACUUCCU
Pseudonaja textilis is the source of this 349-nucleotide messenger RNA. Lineage: Eukaryota; Metazoa; Chordata; Lepidosauria; Squamata; Elapidae. The record is from RefSeq and is a predicted model, not a curated record.